AAACUUGAAAGAGUCAAUUAUUCAAAAUACCUUAAAGAUUCUAAAACAGAUGUUCAUAUAAAUACAAUUGAAACAACUUCAUAUACUAUUAAAGUAUCUUUCUUAAAUUAUAGAAUAACUAAAGAAUUAUAUAAUAUAUACUUUUCAAAGUACAAG
Molecule: messenger RNA, 156 nt
Organism: Scutellospora calospora
Lineage: Eukaryota; Fungi; Glomeromycota; Glomeromycetes; Diversisporales; Gigasporaceae
Source: the annotation of a GenBank genome assembly